Colletotrichum truncatum is the source of this 1581-nucleotide messenger RNA. Its product is annotated as carboxylesterase family protein. Lineage: Eukaryota; Fungi; Ascomycota; Sordariomycetes; Glomerellales; Glomerellaceae. The record is from RefSeq and is a predicted model, not a curated record.
AUGAAGUUCCAACAUUCAUCGCUGCUGAUGGCAGCCUCGACAACUCUGGCUCAGACUACGACCUUAGCCCCUACUGCAACCUCAAGUACCGGCAGCAUGCCCUCCGUAACUCUUGACUACUGUACUGUCGCGGCUGCUGCAGGCAAUGAGUCUUUGGGAUAUUACAAGUACCAAAACAUUCGUUUCGCCGCCGUUCCGACCGGCGACCUUCGUUGGGCCAAGCCGCAAGAACCUCCCGUAGAGACGGAAGUCAACACCGGUACUUUGGCGUCGGCCGAUGUUGCAUGUAGCUCCGAGGAAGACUGUCUCUACGUCGACGUCUGGGCCCCUGCUGGUUCUGAAGGCAAGAACCUCCCCGUUAUGGUUUGGACGUACGGCGGCGGCUUUGAAGGCGGCAGCAAAUCAGAGAACACCCCUGAAGGUCUUUUCGAUCUAUCCAAGGAGUUCGUUUACGUCGCCUAUAACUACCGCCUCGGCCUUACCGGCUUGGCCAAUGGACCCACCUUCUUGCACGAGGGUGGCACUUCCAACACUGCCAUCUGGGAUGUUGAAGCUGCUUUCAAGUGGACAAAGAAGUACAUUAGCAACUUUGGCGGCAACCCUGAUGAGAUUACCGCCGUUGGCUUUUCCGCUGGCGGGUCACAGGUACUCUUCCAGAUGACUCGAUUUGCUGGCCACGCUGAGCAGCUAUACAACCGCGCCUAUGUCAUGUCGCCAGGUUUCGUUCCUGGUGCUGGCCACCAGCACGCCGAGGCAUUCUGGCUGAACGUCUCUUCUGAAGCCGGUUGCGCUGGUGGAAAUUUGGAGUGCAUGCGUAGCAUUGAUUUCGAUACACUCAACACUGCUGCCUCCACCGUCAAAUCCGCCUAUACUUAUCAGUUCCAGCCCCGUGUUGACGGCGACAUCAUUGCUGAUACUUACGAGGCUCAGCUUUACCAGGGCCGAUUCAACUUCACCGGCCCCGUUGUUGCUACACACGAACAACAUGAAGCCAACUCGAGUCCCUACGACGAUGUGAACACCACAGAGGACGUCGCCACAUACCUCCGUAUCUUCUUCCCUUCUAUCACCGACAGUGUCGUUGAUGAGAUCCUUGCACUAUACCCCGAGAGCGAUUAUACCGAGCCUGGUCUGCGUUUCGCGGACAUGAAGCAGCAUUUUGAUUUGACCGCCCACAACCUUGCUCUCACGCACGCUAUGAAUAACCAAACAUGGAACGGACUGGUUGCUCUUGACUCUGCCACCCACGGCACUGAUCAGAGUUAUUACUGGUACAGCACAUACACACUUUCCAGCUCCACUUCCACUAGCAGCGAAGUCUCCAACUCCACGGCCACAUCUGCAUCUGCGGCUGCCACCGCCACUUCCAGUUUCAAGGUCAUGAUGCAGAAGUAUCUCCUGUCUUUUGUUCUCACUGGAAACCCCAACACCAAGUGGACGGAGGACAAGCUAGAGUGGCCCCAGUACGGUAACUCUUCUACCGCUGGCACCCAGAUCGUCUUCAACACCACCUUCUACUUGGACGAAGAUGACCUGGCCAACGACAAGGCACUGUUCUGGAACAAGGCACUCUGGUACUGA